Molecule: messenger RNA, 780 nt
Organism: Diabrotica virgifera virgifera (western corn rootworm)
Lineage: Eukaryota; Metazoa; Arthropoda; Insecta; Coleoptera; Chrysomelidae
Exons: 3
Coding region: 1-672 (223 amino acids)
Source: RefSeq, a predicted model, not a curated record
AUGGAAGGAAAUGAAGAAAUGUCAAUAUCGUUUUCAGUUCCAACAGCGUCAACUUCAACUCCAAACGAGUCCUUUCUUUCACCGGAUAAAUUAGAAAACGUUGCGCUGUAUAAGGACAAAGAAGACCAAGGAUAUGUGGUUAGCACUCCUUUCAAAAAAUGUCUCAUUUUUCCUAAGACUCCUGAAAAAGAACCACCCAAAAGAAAACGAAAAAUAUUUCCAGCAGUUGUAUCCACUACACUUUACAGGGCCCAUUAUGAUAAUAUAACGUCUAAAAGUGGCCCUUCAAAACAAUCACAAAUUAAAAUAAAAAAGCCUGCAGUAAAGAGAAAAGUAAUAAGCGAAUCUGAAUCUUCUGCCGAUGAUGUUCCUUACUGUGAUGAAGAUCUAGAUGCGAGUGAUGUUGAAAAUUAUACGAUCAAGAAUAUUCAUGAUGGAGAUUUUGUUAUUAUCAAAUACAAUGGAAAUCUUUAUCCAGGAAAAGUGAUAAAAGCUAACCAGGAAGGAGCAGAAGUUUCGUCAAUGGAAAAAGCAGGCUAUGACUGGAAAUGGCCAGAAAAAGAAGAUGUAUUAUUUUAUUUUUAUGAGGACAUUAAAAAGAUUAUAAGGGAACCAUUAGUUAAAGGCAAACGGGGUUAUUACUCAGUACCAGAACUAUCUAGUUUUCUUUAAAGUGCGUUAUACAAUUUUUAAGUGAAACAUUUUUUUGUAGGACAUCACGGGCGUAGCCAGGUUUUAGUUUCGGGAGGGGUUUAAGAAAAUAAAACGACAAAAAGUACA